AGGGGGCCGACCAGAGUGCGGAGACUCGUGGUAGCCCGGUUCGCGGACGGACACCGCCUGCCUGGGUCGCACCGCAGCUCUCUCUUGUCGCCGUCCUCUUCCUCCACUUCGAUUCUAGGAGCACUAUUCUAUUUCUCUCUCGCUCUCUCUCUUUCUCCGCCUUUCCUCGAAUCCGCGCCCGCCGCGCUUCCAUUAUCCCCUCCCGCCCGCUCCUUCCCAAUCCCGCCACCACCAAAGGAAGCUGUCCCCAACCGCCGGCCGGCCGCUGACGCGUCAACGCUUCCCUGGUUUCUUCACUCCGAUCCACGGCGGACCCCGUAGCAUCUGAUCGAUCGCUACCCCGGCGGAUCUGCUCCGCCUCCGCGUGGGCGUGGGUGUGCCGUCGCGGAUGGAGCAGCAGCAGCCUCUGCUCGAGGUAGAACAAUGUGUUACAUCCAUACCAGAAGAUCACGAGGCCACUUGUUGGGGCUGUGGUCUCCGGCUUGUCUUUGCAAGUUAUUCACCUGUAUUUAAGUGUGGCUGGUGUGGAGCAAUCACACAAUCCAAUCAAACUUCGAGAAAACCUGACAGCAUAUGCUUUUCUCGCUGGAGGCGUUUCCGGGAUGGGUUCUUUGUUACUGUGCUCGUUCUCUUCAUGCUCUUUGUUAUAUGCGGCGGGGUCUGGGCGGUAUAUCCAGUUGUUUUCUCAGUCAGCAUGUUUUGUGGCAUCUUUCACUGCACAGUAACAGCUCUCUUUGCUGUGUUCACAAUUGCAAGUUACGGUUUAGCCUCUUUUAAAUCGGCUGGUGCGCCAGCAAGCAUACGGUGGGGAAGCUAUCCCAUGGUUGGAAAAAAUGAUCUUGAGAACUAUACCUUUUGCACGUACUGCAGUAAACCUAAGCCCCCAAGAGCGCAUCACUGUCGAUCUUGUAAAAUGUGUGUCGUGGACAUGGAUCAUCAUUGCCCAUUUAUUGGGAACUGUGUGGGAGCUUCGAAUCACCGAGCUUUUGUCAUUUUUCUUAUCUCUGUGGUCAUGAGUUGCAGUUAUGCUGCCAUUAUGACCAUUUAUGCGAGUUAUCAUGUAUGGCCCACCCUAGAUUUCCAAAAUCUAUCAUCAUCUCGUCAUUCAAUGAGUUAUAUGAAAGUACUGAUGGAGUUUAUUACUAUCUUGGCAAAUUCUGUAUUCUUCUUGCCAGCAAGGGGUAUAAUUCUGGUAUAUCUUUCAUUUGCCAGUCUAUCAGUUAAUGCUGGUAUAGCUGUGUUGCUGUGCCAGCAACUUAGUUACAUAUAUGAUGGAAAUUCAUAUCUUAACCGUUUAAGUUCACCAAAUGUCGUCCAUGGAGAGAGAGGAUUGCAAAAUCUUGUUCGAUUUUUUGGGUGUCCCUACCCUUUGUCCAGAGUAUUUCUGGGCUACUUGAACACAGGCAAGUCACAGGACAAUUCAGGCUCAAAACUUCUUUAGAGGUUCCAGUGCUACAAUGUAUGUAUAUUCUGCCAAUUGCCGAAAUAUUAAUGGUUCUGCACUUCUGGUGCCAAUAGAACAGUGGACACCCGCCUCUACAUUCGAGAAUCAUAUAGCCAAGUAGUUUGUAGUAUAACUGAAGCCAGUGAUGAAAAUAGCAAUGAAGUGCUUGACAGUUUCUGAUGUAGAAAAAGGGUCUUGUUCUGAAGAACUUGUUUUGACACUGGGUUUGAUUUUUGAAGCCUCCAGGUAAAUGUGUUCACCCGCAUUGAUUUAGGGAAGCAAUUUCAGCAGGUGCUAAAAUUACAAUGUGGUCCUGUGUAUUCACUUCCUAUGAGACAAUCUUGAGGGUGAGGCAGGCAAUAAAUCAUGAUAUCUGAAGCUCUGAGCGUCAUCGUGUCUUGUCUUGCGCCAGUGGGGAAAUCAAGGCGAAGAUUAAAAUCUGGCAGUGACUCUGACUGAUGCAAAAUUUUGCUCGGACGGACCACAUCUCUUCGUUGUUAAUACCCUGACAUGUAUAGGAACGGAAACCCCACGUGUAUGUACAUUUUUGGCACCAUUUACAAAUUACAGCUGACUGAACGAGCCCUUGUUUUUAAACUAAAGCAGUCUGUAAUCUUUGGAGUAGUAGAUGUUUGAUAAGCUGUGAUUCUGCCAAUGUGAAUACGCUCCUCUUUUUUUC
This is a messenger RNA of Brachypodium distachyon (stiff brome), 2123 nucleotides long. Its product is annotated as protein S-acyltransferase 11. Lineage: Eukaryota; Viridiplantae; Streptophyta; Magnoliopsida; Poales; Poaceae. The coding region runs from base 389 to 1441 and encodes 350 amino acids. The record is from RefSeq and is a predicted model, not a curated record. Gene Ontology annotation, molecular function: palmitoyltransferase activity. The transcript is spliced from 5 exons.